AUGUCGCUCAACAUGGCCCAACCGACGUUGGAACACGGCCGCCAAGUUGUCCUCGGCUCCAGGCUCCGGCCCGUCAAGAUCCAAGACGCCGUGUACAGCAGACUCAUCGAGAUGGCCGAAGACGACGAAGACUGCGAAUUCGCACGCUGGCUCCUCCUCCAGGUCUGCGAGAUCUUCAGAGACGAUAUCGACGACCAGAAAGCUAUCGUGCCCAUUGGUAUGGGUGAGCGAGAUUACACCGCCGGCUGGAGGGAUGCCCUCGCAACCAUCCGCGGCCUGUCUUCCCUUUGCCUCAAAGGACCGCAGGAAGACGGCGACCCAUCCCGACCAGAGCCACCUGACGUGUUCAGUGCCCGUUACGGGGACGUGGAGCAGUAUUACCAGAAGGGCUUAGGGAUUCGGUGGGAAGAAGAGCGGGAGAGACUGAACUGGGGAGACGAAGUCCUCGCGCGUUGUGGCUUUACGGGUGCCACCGCCGAAGCGUUCGAGAACGAUCAACAGAACUCUUCUACGAACGACUCCCAAGCCUCCAGCAGCUUGAUCAACACACCUUCGAACGUCAGCAUCAGCGACUCGGUGCUCGAAGCCCUCUUCCCUCCGGAAUCCUCGGCGGAGUUGUCGUCCGCCUCCAACGGCUCGUCCCCCUCGAAGCGGGCUCCUUCCACCCCCGAUUCCCGCCAGCCGCCCAACGGGCACAACCGCAACCUCAACAAAUCCGACAUAAUCCGCGGCCUCGACACGACCGCGCUGCUAGCCCACUUUGAGCGCCAAUCGCGCCUCUCGGAGCGCCGUAUCGUUGCCGAGCUCGGCCGGACGAGCCUCCUCCGCCAGGCUAUCUUCCAGGACCGCUUCUUUGGCCGCGUACCGUCCUUCGCGGGAGCCCCAGGCGGCGAUGACCUCGUGAACGAUGAGUACGACGCGACCGAUAUCACGGACGGGAUCAAUGAGCCGUUCCUGGGCGAGGCGCAGCAGAUGCGUGCGGUAAGGCAAGUCAAGACGCUCUUCCGGCAGUGGCGGAAGGCUGCGGCGGAAGACCAGGGGGAGGCGGACGAGGGUUCGGACGGGGGUACCCGGGUGACGGGGCGAGAAGAUGGCGACGACGACGACGAAGGCGUAUCGAGUGAUUCGGCGAGUUUGUCCCACGCUCCGGAGCCCUGGCUCGACAGCCACGCUGGAGCAGCGCCGCCUCCCAGCCCAGGGUCGGAGUCCGUCUACAGCGACGAUACCCUGUGGCCGUCAGCAGCUUCCGAGCCCUGCGACGAAACGUCGGCACUGGUGGCCCCUCCCACGCAUCAUUACUGCUUGCCUGAUGAUCAAUGGGCCAUGCUGCACAGACACCGGCGACUCCAUCAGUCAUGA
Messenger RNA from Colletotrichum graminicola M1.001, 1359 nucleotides. RefSeq lists its product as uncharacterized. The record is from RefSeq and is a predicted model, not a curated record. NCBI's taxonomy places the organism in Eukaryota, Fungi, Ascomycota, Sordariomycetes, Glomerellales, Glomerellaceae. The transcript has a single exon. Bases 1 to 1359 code for a protein of 452 amino acids.